Messenger RNA from Triticum urartu, 3519 nucleotides. RefSeq names its product protein argonaute MEL1. The record is from RefSeq and is a predicted model, not a curated record. NCBI's taxonomy places the organism in Eukaryota, Viridiplantae, Streptophyta, Magnoliopsida, Poales, Poaceae. Gene Ontology annotation, molecular function: protein binding; RNA binding.
CACCAACUCACCGCCGUCCUCAUCCACUCGCUCCUUUCUUCCUCUCCAAUCCACCGCCGCCGCCACCCUAGCCUAGCCCUCCCACCACCACCACCGCUCUCCCUCUCUCCCGCCAUGGCCUACCGCGGAGGCGGAGGCCGGGGAGGCCGCGGCGACCAGCAGUACGGCGGAGGCCGGGGCGGUGCGCCGGCUGGAGGAGGGCGCGGGGGCGGCCGCGGCCCCACGGGCUUCGUAUGGCCGCCUCCGGGCGCUCCGUCGGCGCCGCGUCCCGCCGCGCCGGCGCAGUACGCGCCGGCCGUCGCUAUCUACCACAACCCCAACGCCACGGGGCCGCACCAGGGCGCCUACCAGCACGGCGUCGUCGUCCGCAACCCCGCCCCGGCACCCUACGUCACCGUCCGCGCGCCUUCGCCCCCGGUCACCAUCCGCGCGCCCUCGCCCACGCCGGCUACCAUCCGCGCUCCUGCUCCGACGCCCUCGCCGGCCGCGGCCCCGUUCCAGCCGGCCCGCGUCUCCGCCCCCGCUCCCGCUCCGCCGACCCCCGCGUCCGUCGCCAAGGAGCUCGAGCAGAAGCUCUUCGUCACGGAGACCGCGCUGGCGCCGCCCGCCGCGGCGGCCGCGGCGGCGAUCGCGGCGACGCAGCCCGAGGAGGAGAAGGCCCCCGACGUGGACCUCGCGCCGGUGUCCAAGAAGGGGCUCGCCCACCCGGCGCGGCCCGGCGCCGGCACCGUGGGCAAGAAGGUGAUGAUCCGCGCCAACCACUUCCUCGUCAACGUCGCCGACAACAACCUCUUCCACUACGAUGUCUCCAUUAACCCGGAGUCAAAAUCAAGGGCUGUGAACAGGGAGGUACUCAGUGAGCUAAUCAAGUUGCACGGCAAGACAUCCCUUGGGGGCAAAUUGCCUGCCUACGAUGGAAGAAAGAGUCUUUACACUGCAGGCUCACUCCCUUUUGAGUCUGAGGAGUUUUCUGUUACACUGGUUGAUCCCGAAAAGAAAGACAAAGAAAAGGCUGAAAGGGAGUACAAGAUCACCAUUCGGAUUGCUGGGAGGACAGACCUGUACCACCUCCAGCAGUUCCUCAAAGGAAGACAGAGGGAUAUGCCUCAAGAAACCAUCCAAGUUCUUGAUGUUGUCCUCAGGGAGUCACCAUCCUGGAACUAUGUCACAGUGUCCAGAUCCUUCUUCUCCACCACCUUUGGUCACAGAGGAGACAUUGGUGAAGGAUUAGAGUGCUGGAGAGGUUACUACCAGAGCUUACGUCCAACCCAGAUGGGGCUGUCACUCAAUAUAGACAUAUCUGCGACAUCCUUCUUCAAGCCUGUGACAGUGGUCCAGUUUGUGCUAGAGUUCCUCAACUUACGUGAUGCCUCGCGGCCUCUGACAGACAGGGACCGUGUUAAGAUAAAGAAAGCACUCCGUGGGGUGCGUGUCGAAACAAACCACCAGGAAGACCAAAUCCGAAGAUACAAGAUAACAGGGAUUACUCCUGUUCCCAUGAGCCAGCUCAUAUUUCCUGUUGAUGAGAGAGGAACAAGAAUGUCAGUUGUUCAGUACUUCAUGCAAAGAUACAAAUACAAUCUGCAGUAUACUUCUUGGCCCUGCUUGCAGUCUGGAAGUGAUGCUCGGCCUGUGUAUCUGCCUAUGGAGGCGUGCAAGAUUGUUGAAGGGCAAAGGUACUCUAAGAAAUUGAAUGACAAGCAGGUCACCAACAUACUUAGAGCUACCUGUCAACGUCCCCAGCAGAGGGAGCAAAGCAUUCGUGAGAUGGUUCUGCACAACAAGUAUGCUGAGGACAAGUUUGCUCAGGAGUUCGGGAUCAAUGUCUGCAGUGACCUUGUCUCUGUUCCAGCCCGUGUGCUGCCUCCCCCCAUGUUGAGAUAUCAUGAUUCUGGAAAGGAGAAAACUUGUGCGCCAAGUGUUGGACAGUGGAACAUGAUUAACAAGAAAAUGAUCAAUGGAGGAAUCAUAGACAACUGGGCCUGUGUGAGUUUUUCACGCAUGCGUCCUGAGGAGGUAUACAGGUUCUGUUGUGAUCUGAUUCAGAUGUGCAAUAUGACUGGAAUGUCUGUCAAUCCAAGGCCACUUGUAGACAACCGAUCAGCUAGCCCCAACCACAUCGAGAAUGCCUUGAGGGAUGUAUACAGGAGGACCACCGAAAUGCUUGGAAAACAGGGAAGCGAAAAACAGCUACAACUGUUAAUUGUAAUCCUACCUGAAGUCAGUGGUUCUUAUGGGAAAAUCAAGAAGGUUUGUGAGACUGACCUUGGGAUCGUGUCUCAGUGUUGCCUGCCAAGGCAUGCUUCCAGACCGAACAAGCAAUAUUUGGAGAAUGUUGCACUCAAAAUCAAUGUGAAGGUCGGAGGACGCAACACAGUUCUGGAGAGAGCUUUUGUGCGAAAUGGCAUACCGUUUGUGUCCGAAGUCCCAACAAUCAUCUUUGGUGCUGAUGUUACACACCCCCCACCUGGAGAGGACUCUGCAUCAUCAAUUGCUGCGGUGGUGGCAUCAAUGGACUGGCCAGAGAUCACCAAGUACAGAGGUCUUGUCUCUGCCCAACCACACAGGCAGGAGAUAAUCGAAGACCUCUUCAGUGUCACCAAAGAUCCGCAGAGGGGUAAUGUCAAUGGUGGCAUGAUCAGGGAGUUGCUGAUUGCCUUCCGCAGGAAGACAGGCCUUAGGCCUGAGAGGAUACUCUUCUACAGGGAUGGCGUAAGUGAAGGCCAAUUCAGCCAUGUUCUGCUUCAUGAAAUGGACGCAAUCAGGAAGGCCUGCGCCUCGUUAGAGGAGGGGUAUAUGCCCCCAGUCACCUUUGUGGUUGUCCAGAAAAGGCAUCACACCAGGCUAUUCCCUGAGGUUCAUGGGAGGCGUGAUAUGACCGACAAGAGUGGGAACAUACUUCCAGGAACUGUGGUUGACCUCAUGAUUUGCCACCCUACGGAGUUUGAUUUCUACUUGUGCAGCCAUGCUGGCAUUCAGGGAACUAGCAGGCCAACACACUACCAUGUUCUUUAUGAUGAGAAUCACUUCACAGCCGAUGCGCUUCAGUCACUGACCAACAAUCUCUGCUACACCUAUGCUCGUUGCACUCGUGCGGUCUCUGUUGUCCCACCGGCCUACUACGCCCAUCUUGCCGCAUUCCGUGCGCGCUACUACGUGGAAGGGGACAGCUCGGACGGCGGAUCGACCCCCGGAAGCAGCGGUCAGGCGGCGAUUGCGCGUGAGGGCCCUGUGGAGGUGCGCCAGCUCCCAAAGAUCAAGGACAACGUCAAGGACGUCAUGUUCUACUGCUGAGCUCCUGUGGAGCCCUGCCCUACCCUACCCUACCCUGAGUUGUGUGUGAGAGAAGCCUGAGAUGGCGAUUACCCUGUUUUGCCGUGGAGCCUGUUGCUCGUAGUUAUCUUGUUCAGUUCGUAGUAGCCAGGAGGAUAUCUAUGACUGUAUUUGUUACCUUCAACUCUACUUGAGACCUAUCCUAUGCAAGUGGUUUAAGUUAACAAGUGGUUUUGCUAGUUGCCA